Pyricularia oryzae 70-15 is the source of this 3218-nucleotide messenger RNA. Its product is annotated as sterol esterase 2. NCBI's taxonomy places the organism in Eukaryota, Fungi, Ascomycota, Sordariomycetes, Magnaporthales, Pyriculariaceae. The record is from RefSeq and is a predicted model, not a curated record. Gene Ontology annotation, biological process: lipid metabolic process. Bases 438 to 2864 code for a protein of 808 amino acids. The transcript has 2 exons.
AAUACCCGCCCUUGCUGGGGUGCACCGCCCCUUUCUACUCGAAAUUGUCGAAUUAAGGCGAACCUCUCUGCCUUUGAACAAAAACAUCAAUACCCAAGUCAUCUUUAAUUCCAUGAGCCAGUCCAGCGUGUCUCCUUCCUUCUCUCUCUUCAGCUUUACGGCGGUAUUUUUCUUAAAAUUCUUUAUUCUAUAUUUUGUUUUUCUUCUUUUGUCCGCAAACAAAAAGGAAGGAAUCCACGAAUCGGCGACUUCAAAUGUCCAAGGCCUAGAAUUAGUCUAGGUCUAGUCUGUCAAAGCGCUCAGUCUUUAUUUGAACAAACACAGGAGGCAUCGACAGCAAGCAUUACACCACACGGUCUUGUUCAGAAGUUCAGAAAGAAACCGCGGGUUGUGUGGGCGGAGUUGCCGCUUUCAGGGGCCCGUGACGUGACGGCAGCAUGGUCGCCAACACCGACGUCAUCGCGCCCGAGGGUAGCACAAAUCAGCAACACAAUCACGGUGGAGAGUCUGAAAAACCACCAUCUGCGCGUGCAAUCUCGGACGGCAGGCUCCCAGAUGGCGCCAGCGAAUUUGCAAAACAGUCAGAGAAGCUCUCGCUUCAAAAGUCUGGCGGCAGUGUAAAAGACGACAAUCCUGCCGUAGAGGCCCGCUUCGUUUCUCCACAGGAUACCGUCCUUGUCACCUCCAACGGCGAUAGGUUACCCGGUGUGCCACUGGAGGAGGCUCACAGAUUGAACGAACUCAACCAAGGAUUGAAUGGGGGGAAGAAGGCCGAUGCCAGCGGUUCGGUCGCCGACAAUUCUGCUGGAGAGAAGGCGGCAUCAGGAGCAGGGCCAGAUGCGUCCCCUAACGAGAAGGGAGAGGUGGCUGUACCCCUUGAUGAGCGGAGCGCCAACACGAAAAACGCCAAGUCGAUACAGGAGUCGACUCAAGGCAACCUGACCAAGUCAAUGCCGCCAUCGCACACGAACCCGCUGUUCCCGCCGUUGCCGCUCUAUGGUCCUCCGAGUCUGAUGCGUAACUUGCAAUGCACGACAUUCCGCGUUUCGUCCUUUUUCCUCUCGCUUGGCUUCCUAGGCGUCAUUGUUCUGGGCUCCCUGUUCACCAGCAUACCGCCGUUUUGCAGCCGCGCCUUCAAGUACAUGUUACUCAAGAACCCGGACGCAGAACGCCCAUUCUACGAGGAAGAGAAGCGCCGUGCGUCCGUACGGAAGGAGCUCGAGCGUAGGUGGAGGCGGCGCGGGUCCCCUGACAGGACGCCUCAGGACGCCGAGAAUCGGGACGGUGAUGGCUACAUCCCCACAGAGGGUGGUCCGGAUCCCAUCAAGUGCGAUGUUGGCUACUACGCCCGUCGUGUCGGGCUCGAUGUAGAAGAGUUUGAGGUUCAGACCGAGGACGGCUUCAUCAUUGACCUUUGGCAUGUCUACGAUCCGCGGGAGUAUGAAGAACUCGAACCCAAGCAACGGAAAGAACGAGGCCCCGAAGUUUUCACCGGCGCCAAGAGAAAGCUGAGGAACCCCGACGGACCGAAGAGGUUCCCGGUGCUUUUGAUGCACGGCCUACUACAAAGCGCCGGUGCUUAUUGUGUGAAUGAUGAUGAUUCUUUGGCCUUUUACCUGUGCAAAUCCGGCUACGACGUCUGGCUUGGGAACAACCGCUGCGGCUUCAAACCAAAACACACCCUCCUCAAAUACUCCGACCCUCGGAUGUGGUGCUGGAAUAUCCGACAGAUGGGCGUAUUUGACCUCACUGCACUCACGUCUAGGGUACAGUUCGAGACUGGUUUCGAAAAGAUCGGUCUGGUAUGCCACUCCCAAGGCACCACGCAGACUUUUGUCGCCCUGGCCAAAGAGCAACGACCCGACCUCGGUGAGAAACUGAGCGUCUUCUGUGCCCUGGCGCCGGCGGCUUAUGCUGGCCCGUUGAUCGGCAAGAUGUACUUCAAGUUCAUGCGCAUCAUCACCCCGUCCAUGUUCCGCCUGAUGUUUGGCAUCCACGCCUUCAUCCCCUUCAUGAUGACCAUGCACAGCGUCAUCAACCCGCGAAUCUACGGCAAGCUGGGCUACAAGGUCUUUUCGUUCCUGUUCAACUGGACCGACACGCGUUGGGAUCGCGGCCUCCGAGACCGCUUCUUCCAGUUCGCCCCCGUCUACGUCUCAGCCGAAUCGAUGCGGUGGUGGCUCGGACGCGAGUGUUUCGCAAACCAUAAGUGCAUCCUGGCGACCAAGGAGGAGUGGAAAGCCGAGGAGGAGGAGGACAAACACAACGAAGAGACGGAUGCCCAACAGCAACAGGCAUCCACGGGUCCGGGCGAAGAUCCUCCGCAGCGCUGGCCCAGCAACCUCCUUCUCGACCCGGAGAAUGUCGAUCCGAAAAACAUCCACAGCCCGAGCCCGAGCCCUAGCCCCGACCCGGAGGCCGGCACCGACGAGCACCACCAGACCAUGCAGCAGCGCCGACGCCCGCUUGGCGCCACGGCGUGGUACAACAAGCAGGCCCCACCAUUCGCGUUCUGGGUCUGCGGCCGGGACGACCUCGUCGACGGGCGCAAGCUCCUCCGCCGCUUCGAGCGUGGCCGUGAGCCGCACGUGAACGUUGUCCACAGCAGGGUCCUCGACGAGUACGAGCACCUGGACGUCAUCUGGGCCAUGGACGCCCCCGAUAGGGUCUUCAGCGAGGUCAGGGAGGUGCUCUGGAAGACUUGCAACGUGCGUGACCGGUGCAGGGUCCCCAAGGGGUGUGAGGAAGUCGCGCCGUGGUCGCCCGCUGGCGAGGCCAGGGGCGUGGACCAGCCCAGCUAUGGAGGUGGUCAGGGUGAGGAUAACGAGUUUUCCGGCAGUAGCAGCGAAGAUCUGUCCGCGUGAGACGGUCGUUCAUGAAAGGUGUAUCAAUUAGCGCUAUUCUUUCUCACACUUACGGCGUCCUGGCUUGCUCUUUUUCCAUGUUGCUUUUUGUUUCCAUCUUGUCCUUAUCAUUUAUUUUCAUUAUAAUUUUAGGCUCAGGUCCGGGGGUGCUUUGCAGGCGUCUGGUCAGUUUAGGACUCGGGGCAGCACGCUUAUGCGUUUUUGGUUAAGGCAAGUAUAAAAUAGUAAAAAAGAAAUGUGUACGGAUAGUACUAAUACACCGAGUGAUAUUACAACUGUAUCGCGCCGGUGAUAAAUCUCGGAACCUCAGUUUAUCCCUUUUUUUCCUAGCAGAAAUAUCGAAAAGAAGCUCCG